AUGAAUCCACUCUUAUCUUGUGCUGUAGACCUUGAUCCUCUGGCUUCAAGUUCUACACUCAAGACAACAGCAACAGUGACAAUACAACUGCCACUGUUUUUGGCCAGCCCAAGUGCAUCACCUCCACCAUUGCACUUGGCAAGAUCCUCUGGAACAAGGAAAAAGUCAAGCCUCAAAAAUUUUAACAUGUCAACCAGUUCCAGAAGAUCAUCUGUGAAAUGGUCAACACCAAUUUCUCAAACCAAGCUCAUACCAUCCAAAAGCACCACAAGCAGUCUAGUACCUUGGUUGCUAACCUCUUCAGAAAUAGAACAGAAACCAGCAGCAGCACAGUCUCAUGUUUCAGACCAACAGAACUACCAAUACCAACCACCUGAAACUCCUCUCUUGUACAUCGGAAGUUCUCACAGCACAUCUACUGGUGCUGCUUCUCUUGAUCAAUCUUCAAGCCUUUCUGCAUUUAUUGAAAGCUCCUGGUCCAUCUCUCAACAUAAAGGCCUUCAUGAUCCUGAUAGGCUUCUCAUUGACCUGGAAAAUGUCUCCUUGUCUCCUGCUCAUCAGGCAAGAAAUGGCUCUCAUUUACCCCUUUCUGGAAUUUUCACCAGGCCAAGGUCAAAGCCAAAGGUGGAGAAUCUAGCAAUGGUUGAGGAAAAGGCUAGAAUGAAUCUUCUACCUCUCCAGAGAGCCAUGCUUCCAGAAUCAAGGACAAUAAAAAGAAGACCUCUUAAAGAAGUGAUGCUACCUGUUGAGGUUGAACAGCCAAUCAUCAACACACAUUCAUCACCACAUCCACCACCUUCUGAUGAUCCACCACUUUCUUGCAAUAUCCAAACACCAACCCCUCCACACUCGCCAGAAUGCCAUUCCACAAUUAUCCAGCCAAGCUACACACUUGACCCAAGCAUCCCAAUCCUCAAUAUUCAGGAUAUUCCAACCUACCCAGCUGCAGUCUAUGGCUCUUCACAAAGCAGCCAACCCAAGAAGAGCCCAGAGAAGCAGAAUCGAGAGGUGUACACCAAGAGGAAGGCCAGCCGAAGUCCCAGUUUGGAGAGAUGUCCAUUAAAGACCAUCAAAGCGGACGGAAACAUUACCUCCGCUCCAACCCCAAAAACCAAGGACCCACGCACCGACGUUUUUCCAAGGCUCGAUGAACUCGGACCUGCCCUCAGCCAAAUCACCCCACCACCGGAAUGUCCGCUUCCUCGAGGCGAAGAUGUCGCAAUGACAUUCGAGCCCCCGGAGACUGUUGUACCGGAGGACGACAGCGACGAUGACAGUCUGUUUGGCGACCAUGAAUUCGAGGCGAGCACGUCGAAAGAGGUGGACCGCGGGCGCCAGCUGGAUCGUGUGGUUCCUACAACAGGGGCUAGGUGGCGUAGGAAAUCACCCAAAAACACCAAGAUACCAAAGGCGAAGAAGGUGGUGCCCGCUCCGAAACCAAAGACGAGGCUGCCCGUGAAGCAUAUCACCGUCGUGGAGUGGAAGAACGACUUGGAGCGAUUCCACUACCUCGCGUCAGGGGGGAAACUUGAUUGGAGGCCUGCGGAAGAGCUGUAUAAGCUGCUCACUACUAUCGACGAGCGGAAGGACGAUUCGUACCUCACCCCCGAGAAUCUCAUGAAGACCCACCUCGCGACGGCAGUCAAGAACUUCCGGCAUGGUGGGUUCGAGGGGAAGACGAGGCAUCUUGCGGACCAGAUAACGAAGUACUGGCGGCAGCUAUGUCGCGAGGCGUAA
Molecule: messenger RNA, 1737 nt
Organism: Cyclocybe aegerita
Lineage: Eukaryota; Fungi; Basidiomycota; Agaricomycetes; Agaricales; Hemipholiotaceae
Source: the annotation of a GenBank genome assembly